Drosophila sulfurigaster albostrigata is the source of this 1534-nucleotide messenger RNA. It is a transcript of the gene shu, whose product is annotated as inactive peptidyl-prolyl cis-trans isomerase shutdown. The record is from RefSeq and is a predicted model, not a curated record. The transcript is spliced from 2 exons. Gene Ontology annotation, molecular function: protein binding; peptidyl-prolyl cis-trans isomerase activity. Bases 117 to 1469 code for a protein of 450 amino acids. Lineage: Eukaryota; Metazoa; Arthropoda; Insecta; Diptera; Drosophilidae.
ACACUGCCGUCGCAUUUAAUUUGGAUCACAACACUUGUCAGAACUUUGCGGACAUUUUCGAAAAUUGAAUUUACUUUCUAAAAAAAAAAAGUGUUGUACUUAAUAAAUAAUUUAAAAUGGAUGAUAUAGUCAAGUCAGACACACAUCUGCUGAAGAAGCCUUUAUCGGUUGCCGAAUUGAUUGGAAAUGGUGCCCAAUUUGAAGUGGAUACCUCUGCUAUUAAUAAUGCAUUUUAUGAAGAUUUUGCUUCCGAUGAUAAUGAUGAUGUGGAGAAUAGUGAAGUGGAUAAUGAGACACUUCAAUCACCCUGGACAAAAUCAUUCGACGAACUGCGCCAGUUAAUGACUCCAAUCAGUGAGCACAUAUUCAAGCGCAUAACACGCGAGGGCAUCAAGGAACAGGGCAUGGUGCCGGAGAAGGCUCGUGUCGCUUUGCGCUACAGUGCGUACUGGGAGGGCGAGUGUGCUCCGUUCGAUUCUUCCAUGCUGCGCGGCACCAAAUUCGAGUUUGAAACUGGUCGCAAUAUUGUACUCGAAGGACUUGAGGCAGCAGUGCGCAGCAUGCAUCCUUAUGAGCAGGCCGAGUUCAUAAUAUCGUACAAAUUGCUCUUCCAUGAAUUGGGUUGCCCACCGCGCAUUAAACCGCGAGCCGACGGCUUGUUUAAAAUCGAAGUGAUUAGCUUUAUGUUGAUUGGCGAUCAGCAAUCGCUGGAAUCGAUUGCUCCUGAGGAUCGCUGCAAAUUCUCGAUCGUGUAUCCCAAAGCAAGGGAUAUGCACUUGCAUGGCAAGGAUUGCGUCAAGCGUGGCUCAUAUCAUUCUGGUAUCACUGCCUUUGAGAACGCUAUUUCAUCGCUCAACUAUUGCCGUCUCGCCGAUGAAAAGGAUGAGCAACAGCAGAGAGAACUGCUCAUAACACUCAACACCAACUUAAUGGUUUGCUAUAACAAGCUAAAUAUUCCAAAGAGAGCGUGCAUCGCCAUGAAGGCGUUGCGCCACCUCACACAAAAUCAACCUUCUUGCAAAGCCCUCUUUCAGGAGGGUCGCGCACUUGUCGCCUUGGGGGAAUACAAGCGGGCACGUCUGGUUUUUGUGCAAGCGCAGGAAAAGCAACCAAACAACAAGGAGAUCAGCGAUGAAAUUAUAAAAGUGGAUGAACGUGUGAGCAAAUACAAACAGUCUGUGCGCGAGAUGUGGUCGCGUGCGCUUUCCGUUCAACAGCAGGAGGAGCCAAAGGAGUCUAACCUGGAUGUAGGAAAUACAUUACGCGAGCAACAGUUUAAGCGUGAUUUUCUAUCGCAGCUGGAGAAGUUUGAGAAAUCUCCGCAGCAAUCGAUUCACAUUAGCCGCAAAAUGUACACGGACGAGGAGUUCGAUGUGCUACGUCUGCUGGCCGUGCAACGCAACUUUAAAUUGAGCUUGUCGCCACUAGAUGUCGAUCAGCUAACUCUUGCGAAGCUGCAAAUCAAGUAGAUUUAAAAAUGAUUCAAGAUUUGUUUCCAAAGAUUACAACAUUUACGUUGUAACCAUGUGACCAU